AAUUAAUCUUGAAGCAAAACCUGUACAGUCUUACAGUCCUGAAGAAAGCAAAUCUCUCAAUUAAACCUUAAAAUGAUGACUACCCAGGAUAAUGAAAAUGCUUGUAUGAUUCUUUUUAAAACAAAACUAUUCCUCAUAGAUAACUAGGAUAGAGGCACCGAUUUCCCACAGAUAAUAAAAACAUGGAUAUCACUCCUCCAUACUUAUCCUUUGUGCCAUGAAGGACCUUGAUACCAUAUUCCAUUUACCAAAGACAAAAGGGAAGAUAAAGAAGGUGCCUGGGGCCAAUGUUGUAAGUACAUGGAUCUGUGGGCAGAAAAUCAAUGAAUAAUGAGGGCUAACUGUAGAUAAUAAGCUGUUUUAUAGAUGAACAGAUUUUGUUCCCUCCUUAACAUCCUUUCAAAUGGAAGGAUCUGUAGGAAGUUGGUGUGUUAUCUUGGAAUUAGUAGCGUUUACUUUAUAUUCAAAAUGGUGUUGUCCUCAAAUAUCUUAUGUUGGAGUACUAUUUUGCAAAAGUGACUGACACCUGGUGUCUCUUUGAAAUGCCUGUAUUCCGUUGAACAUCAAUCAAAUUGCUUGUUUUUUUUAAGAAUGGCAUAUUGAAGUUCAGCCUGAUCAAUGGUGAACAUUCCUUGUACUCCUCCCACCUCAAAUUAAUGUCAAGAGACCAAAACCAAUUGUGGAACGUGGCAAUUGUUUUUGUUGAGAUUAGUUGGUUUUUACCAGAUCAGUGAUCAAAUAUGGAGCUAGACUGGAUUUAAAUGUUUCAGUAUCACACCAUGGGGUGCACUGAAGCAUGAGAAUGCCUACUUGGUACUUUUUUUUUGUUGAAAAUACUUUUUAGAUGUUUAACGAAAAUACAAGCUAGUUGAAGUUUGCAAUAUAGGAUUACUUGAUUACAUCAGUUAUGUCGUUUCCCUUCACUUUUUGUGUCAGAUUUGCAAAUGGCCGCUCUACAGGUUUAGUGUUAGAUAGUGGAGCCACGCACACCACAGCUAUUCCGGUACAUGAUGGAUAUGUUCUUCAACAAAGCAUUGUUAAGUCACCACUAGCAGGAGACUUCAUCUCCAUGCAGUGCAGGGAACUAUUUCAAGAAUUGAAUGUGGAAAUAAUCCCACCUUACAUGAUCGCGUCCAAGGAAUCAGUGCGUGAGGGAUCACCACCGAAUUGGAAGAAGAAAGAGAAAUUACCUCAAGUCACAAGGUCCUGGCACAACUACAUGUGCAAUGAAGUGAUUCAGGAUUUCCAAGCAUCAGUGCUCCAGGUGUCUGAUUCUUCAUAUGAUGAACAAGUGGCUGCCCAAAUGCCCAGUGUUCAUUAUGAAUUUCCUAAUGGCUAUAACUGUGAUUUUGGUGCUGAACGACUGAGAAUUCCAGAAGGCUUGUUUGAUCCUUCCAAUGUCAAGGGUUUAUCUGGAAACACAAUGCUGGGUGUCAGUCAUGUAGUGACGACAAGCGUCGGAAUGUGUGACAUUGAUAUUAGACCAGGUUUAUAUGGCAGUGUGAUUGCAGCAGGUGGAAACACAUUAAUACAGAGCUUCACAGACCGUUUGAACAGGGAGCUCUCCCAGAAAACGCCACCUAGCAUGCGUUUGAAGUUAAUGGCCAAUAACACCACAGUGGAACGUAGAUUUAGCUCCUGGAUUGGUGGCUCUAUUCUAGCCUCUUUGGGUACGUUCCAACAAAUGUGGAUUUCCAAGCAGGAAUAUGAAGAAGGAGGAAAGCAAUGUGUUGAAAGGAAAUGUCCUUAAAAUUAACAAUAUUAUGGAUACAUCACCUGUGAAGUUUUUACACCAGUUUUUUUUUUUUUGAUGUCCCAACUAUGGUCCUCAGAAACCGUGCUAAACUUGUUGGGCUUCUUUGUAUAGUGGCUAGAUAAUGUAUAUUUUAUAAAGAUUUUUUAAAAAGUUGUUCAGCUAAUUUUACUAACCAACCAGACCCCAAAAGAUAUGUUUAUAAACUUGCAAUUUACUAUUUGUAUUUAGAUACAAAUCACACCAUUUUCAGGUAACACCAAAUAUUGUUAACUAGUGAUAUUUUUGUAGCUGGUUAUGUUUUCUACACUGUACGGAUUAACAGUUUUAUCUUGUGCCUUUUAAAUGGUAUCAGUUGUUUACAUGUCAGCCAAGGGCAAGUCUGGAGGUACAGUAGAAUAGAAUAAACGUACUUGCGAUAAACUUAA
Molecule: messenger RNA, 2181 nt
Organism: Rhincodon typus (whale shark)
Lineage: Eukaryota; Metazoa; Chordata; Chondrichthyes; Orectolobiformes; Rhincodontidae
Product: actin-like 6A
Exons: 9
Coding region: 908-1750 (280 amino acids)
Biological process (GO): regulation of transcription by RNA polymerase II; nervous system development
Cellular component (GO): SWI/SNF complex; NuA4 histone acetyltransferase complex
Molecular function (GO): chromatin binding
Source: RefSeq, a predicted model, not a curated record